GUUUUGUUUUGAGACUCGCAAUUUAUUUGGACGUGUUACUUGCUGUUAGACCUUAUUUCAUAUUUUUAUACCUAUGAGUUGUAAUAAUGAGUAAAUUAAGGAGAACUAUUUUUCGUGACGAGUGGAUACUGAAACCCGAAUUUUAUGGGAUCCAAAAAGGCAAAGUGGAGACAGAGGCUUACUGUAUUUUAUGUGAAAAGAUUAUAAAACUGAGUAAUAUGGGAAUAAUGUCUCUAAAAAGUCACGUAAAGCCGGGAACCAAGCAUAACAAGAAAAUGUUGGAUGCAAAAAAAUCUGCAGACAUGCAUUUCUUUACAACAGCGAAGAACGGCGCAAAACAAGCUGUGACGAAGAAUACGCACGAGAAGGAAUCGAUGGAUCUAACAGCAGAGUAUCGUCAUUUAAUCUUAACGGCUAAUAAGGUUUUUGGAGAAAGCAAAUGGAGCCAUAGUGUUGUGAACCAAAUAUUAGAUUUUACGGAAGUAACUGGUGCCAAAUGUUAUACUGGCUGUGUCAGUUUCGUUAAGGUCCAGCUUGAAAAUGGAAAUUUUCAUGAAGAUAUUGGUUAUUACAGCGCAGAGGAAUCUACAAAAGGAUUGUCUGUACAAAAUGCCAGAAUUGGUUCUGCUGUAAAUGCUUUAAGAAGAGUUUUAUUGUCAUUUGGAGAUAAAAUUGAAAAAGAAUUGCAACAGUUAGAAAAACAAAUUGAUUCUGGACAAACUGAAAACAUACAAAAAAGUACGAUACAAGUGAAAAAUGAGCAGAUUCCAGACAAAUCAAAUGUUUCAAUUACAUUACCAGUUUCUCAUGUGCCACAAAUAGAACAUACAAGUGAAUCCGAACCAAAUAAAAAUAUAGAUCAAUUAAUAAAAGCUCCUUCUCCAGGACCUUCUACAAACAAUACAACUGAGACUAAUCAUUCGUCAUCUACAAAAGUUCAUUUUGUCGAAUCGAAAAAAAAGAAUUCAAUAGAAGAGAAGCUAAGACAAGAGAGAAAGAGGAAACAAAUGGAAAAGCAAAUGGAAUUUAAAAGGCGUAUGAUGGAAAAAGAAGUAUCAUUGUUCACCAAUGACAACAAACCUAAUCCUAAAUAUUAA
Cyphomyrmex costatus is the source of this 1097-nucleotide messenger RNA. RefSeq names its product DNA repair protein RAD52 homolog. The transcript has 7 exons. The record is from RefSeq and is a predicted model, not a curated record. Gene Ontology annotation, biological process: double-strand break repair via homologous recombination; mitotic recombination; double-strand break repair via single-strand annealing. Lineage: Eukaryota; Metazoa; Arthropoda; Insecta; Hymenoptera; Formicidae. Bases 87 to 1097 code for a protein of 336 amino acids. Gene Ontology annotation, cellular component: nucleus.